AUGUGAACCAUGGAUGAGUGAUUUACAGACAUAAACAAAUCCAUCUUGAUAAAAUAAUUGGCAACACAGGGAUGAUUUUGAAAUCAGAAAAAGUACAGCAUUUAAUGUGUAUUUAGAGCAAUCAAGAUGACUUCAAAUCUAAGAUACGAAGAUAUAGAAUUUGAUGUUGAUUCAAUGGUAAAGGCUGCCAAAAACCAAGUAGAUUUCCUGCAUCUUGUUGACAAAGUAGCAAAUCUUUAUGAAGGGGAGGUUGUAAGACAAGCUAUUUUUAGAUAUGAGAAAUUUUGGCUGCCAUUGUUAGCUGUCAAUGACCACCUACAUGUAGCAGCGCCAUUAGAUAUAUGCUGGAUAUGGCACUGUCACAUGUUAUCACCAUUGGCUUAUGCCAGAGACUGCAACAAAAUAUUCGGGAAAAUUUUCAGCUACAAACAUAUGGAUACCCAGGAGAGAAUGGAAGGACUUAUAACUGCUGAACAACUUUGGAAACAGAUGUACCCCAAUGCACCAUUUUAUAACAGUGAUCUCAUGACCUUUGAAAUUCCAUCAGGUUUUGUGUCCUGUCUGACUUAUGACUUAGAAGCUGCUGUCAGUAGACAGAGGGCGUUUUAUUAUCAAGUGUCCUUACCACAUUAUACUGAUAACAAAUUUCUGGAAAGCAGCCUUGUUCGUUACAAGAAGUUUCUUCACAUGAAACGUUGCUAUCCUGACAGUUUUAUCGUGCCUUGUUAUGACAUUGACUUGAUAUGGCAUACCCAUCAGCUGUUUCCAUUGUUAUACAAAACAGAUACAAUGUUACUUCUAGGAGAGCACUUCAACCAUGACGAUUCAGUGAAUGAUAGAACCGAGGGAUCAAAAUUAUGCAGGUCCAUGUCGGAAACUCAAACUAUGUGGGAGGAAUUGUUCAAUGAAAAGUUUACUAAUAUAGCCUCCAUGUACAGGGGAUUACCUCCAAAUGGAAAACUUAACAAUGUUUCAAAAGAUGUUGUAUUUCAGAGUAGUCACAAACUGGCUAACCUUGAAAUACAAAGCAUAGAUGUCGUACGAGAAUCAGCAAACAGUAUGAAGAAAAAAAUAUGUGGUGUUAAAUUAUGUACAGAAUUUACUUCUGGGAUCAGAAUUGAUCUUCUGAAAUUGAAAAAGCCAACAAAAGAAAAUAGAUGGACAAAAGAGACUCAUGACAUAUCAGUUUUUGAUAUAGAUUCCAGAUUUUGUGAUAUCAUCACUGUUAAAGUCAAGCAAUCUGGAAAGAUUGGAAUUUUUAAAGAAAACGUCAAAGGGUGUAUAGAAAUGAAUCCACUACUGGCAAAAUGUAUGACAAUGGAUGAGAAAAUAUAUGAAGACACAAUUGUCAAUCUUUCUGAUGGAUCAUUACUGGAGAUGAAGUAUGGUAUAACAGUUACAUCACUCAGCACAUGUGUAUUAACAUUACACAUGGGAAAUUUCGAGUCCUGUGUCAUGCCUGAGUACAUUGAACAGCUGUGGGGACCUGUAACAUUGCCACGCCUACCUGAGGGUACAGAUAAUGUCUGCUCAGUUGCGUCUCAUAAAAUUGUCAACAUGACAGGAGCUGUAACCUUUACAUGUCGUAUUAUACACAGUAUCCCAUUAUUGAUGUCAGCCAUACAUGUGUUCUGUAAGGAUAAACUAAGUGUUGUUUGCCAGCUUAUUGGAUCUGACCAACUACCAGUUCAAUCACAGGUAGCAGAUCAUAAGAAGUGUGUGACACUUGAUCCUGUAAAAUUUGAAAGAGCUAUUUUAAUAAAGAAUAAUGAUGGCGACUGGGGCAUUGCACUUGGACAGUGGUCAGGAUUCAGACGAGGAAAGAGUGGUGGUGCUUCUGGUGAUCCAGGUCAUUUGAAGGUUAAAUUGUACAAGAUGGCCAACAAGUCAUGGAUAGAUUUAGAUCUGCGAAAUUGCUACUCCCUUGGUUCCUACAAGUUUACAAUUGAUGAAACAGAGGUUGACCUAGUCAAUGGUACAUUAAUGACCAAACCAGAUAGUAAGACCAUUGCUGAACAUAUAGCAGUGUCCUUCAGUGUUUCCCUUCUCCAUGUGCUUUGUCAACCACACCAAAAUGAUUGGGAACCAGGACAAGAGAACAAGGUUGAAAUGAGAGGUCGUAGAAGAAUUCAGACCCUGAAUGUUGGCAAAGUGGCCAUGUUUACAGCAGCAGGAAUGGCCAUUGCAACACCAUCUAACCAUCAUAUUAGGAAAAAAUAUGGUAGACGAUAUUAUCCAUGUUAUAUGGGUGGAGCCACUGUUCUCUAUUUAGGUGACAAUUCUGGAUCUGAUUGGGGGACUGAUUUUGAUGGUUGUGGAAAUGGUUGUGGUUAUGGGUUUGGUAGUGACUGUAACGCAGAUGGGGAUGUCAAUGGUGAUACUGAUGGUGGUGAUGGGGAUGGAGGCGAUGAUGAUGGGGGAGAAGGGGACGGUGGGGGUUGUGGAGGGUGUGGUGGUUGUGGGGGUGGUGAUGGAUUUGGUGGAGGAGAGGGUGGUGGGGGUGGAUGGGAUUCUGGAGGUGGUGGGGGUGGCUGGGACUCUGGUGGUGGGGGUGAUGGUGGUGAUGGUGGUGGGGGUGGUGGCUGGGGAGGUGAUAGUGGGGGUGGGGGUGAUGGUGGUGGAGGGGAUGGUGGUGGAUGUGGUGGUGGUGGAUGUGGAGGGGGAGGAUGUGGGGGUUGUGGGGGCUAA
Molecule: messenger RNA, 2688 nt
Organism: Mytilus trossulus (common blue mussel)
Lineage: Eukaryota; Metazoa; Mollusca; Bivalvia; Mytilida; Mytilidae
Exons: 6
Coding region: 127-2688 (853 amino acids)
Source: RefSeq, a predicted model, not a curated record